Molecule: messenger RNA, 6138 nt
Organism: Elgaria multicarinata webbii
Lineage: Eukaryota; Metazoa; Chordata; Lepidosauria; Squamata; Anguidae
Gene: SP4
Product: Sp4 transcription factor
Exons: 6
Coding region: 323-2635 (770 amino acids)
Source: RefSeq, a predicted model, not a curated record
GUUCCCUCCUCAGUGGGUGUCAGCCUGGGCCUCGCAGGGCCCCGCCCUCCUCCAUCCCCAGCUCGCUCUCUCCUCUCCCCCCCACCCUUUCCUCUGGCUCCAAGUUGUCAAUCAGGGGCCGGGGCUGAGGCAGGCGGCGGCAGCGGGCGGAGAGACGGGCAGCUACGCCACAGCCCAGCGGCAGCCAUUCGUGGAAAAAUAGGCCGACCUGCUCCUCCCAGCUCCGGCAGCGACCGGCCUUCUCCCCGCCGCUGCCCCCAGCACCCCGCCCUCCGUCCCUCCCCUCCUCCUCGAGCCGCGCCUCAGCGGGCGUUAAUGCGGGAUGAGCGAUCAAAAGAAGGAGGAAGCUAUGGCCUCAGAGGGAGAAAAAUCUCCUGAGGCUGAAAACAACAAUAAGAAAAGCAAAACUGGAGCCUCUCAGGAUUCCCAACCUUCACCUCUGGCUCUGCUGGCAGCAACUUGCAGCAAAAUAGGGACUCCUGGUGAAAAUCAAGCAACUGGACAACAGAUUAUCAUAGAUCCGAGUCAAGGUUUGGUGCAGCUUCAAAAUCAACCACAACAAUUAGAAUUAGUAACAACUCAGCUUGCUGGAAAUGCUUGGCAGCUUGUUGCUGCUGCUCCUGCUUCAAAAGAGAACAACAUCCAACAAGCAUCUUCUGUUGCUUCAAGUGCAGCAAGUCCCUCUAGCAGCAACAACGGAAAUGCAUCCCCUUCAAAAACAAAACCAAGCAAUUCUUCUGGAGUAACUCCAGGACAGUUUCAAGUCAUACAAGUACAGAAUCCAGGUGGUAGUGUUCAGUACCAAGUGAUUCCACAGAUUCAGACAACGGAAGGUCAACAAAUUCAAAUAAAUCCUGCUAAUGCCACAGCUCUGCAAGAUUUACAGGGUCAAAUUCAGCUCAUCCCUGCAGGGAAUAAUCAAGCUAUUAUUACAACUACAAAUAGGACAGCCUCUGGGAAUAUUAUUGCUCAGAACUUGGCAAAUCAAACAGUGCCAGUCCAGAUUAGGCCCGGUGUUUCUAUUCCACUGCAGCUACCUAUUGCUGGUACUCAGGCACAAGUUGUAACAUCACUGCCUAUAAACAUUGGGGGAGUGACUCUAGCAUUACCAGUAAUAAAUGUUGCUGCUGGUAGUAGUUCUGGACAGGUCACUCAGUCCACUGAUAGUGGAGUUUCCAAUGGAAAUCAGCUGCUAUCAGCACCUGUCACAACGGCUUCUGUUAGUACUUUGCCAGAUUCUCCUUCCUCUACCACUUGCACAACUACUGCCUCCACAUCGCUAACAAGCAGUGAAACUUUAGUAAGCACUGCAGAAACUGGCCAGUAUGCAAGCACAGCAAACAGUUCUGAGCCUAGUAAUGAAGAAACUCAAACAACCACGUCAGAAACAGAAGCUCAGAACUCUAAUCAGCUUCAAUCUAAUGGAUUGCAAAAUGUGCAAGAUCAGUCAAAUUCGCUGCAGCAGGUACAAAUAGUAGGUCAACCUAUUUUACAACAGAUACAGAUCCAACAGCCACAGCAGCAGAUCAUUCAGGCUAUUUCUCCACAGUCUUUUCAGCUUCAAUCAGGACAAACUAUUCAGACCAUUCAGCAGCAGUCUUUGCAAAAUGUUCAGCUACAAGCAAUGAGUCCUACUCAAGUGCUCAUAAGAGCACCAACUUUAACUCCAUCAGGGCAGAUCAGUUGGCAGACAGUGCAGGUCCAAAAUCUUCAAAGCCUUUCAAAUCUCCAGGUUCAAAAUGCUGGGUUACCCCAACAACUAACAAUUACCCCUGUAUCUUCAAGUGGUGGCACCAUAGCUCAGAUUGCACCAGUAGCUGUUGCUGGCACACCAAUAACGCUAAAUGCUGCUCAGAUUGCUUCAGUGCCUAAUCUUCAGACAGUAAGUGUAGCCAACUUGAGUGCUGCAGGUGUUCAAGUGCAAGGAGUUCCAGUCACCAUUACAAGUGUUGCAGGUCAACAACAAGGACAGGAUGGAGGAGUGAAAGUGCAGCAAGCCACAAUAGCUCCGGUAACUGUAGCAGUAGGAGGCAUUGCUAAUGCGGCGAUUGGUGCUGUUAGUCCUGAUCAGAUAACUCAGGUGCAGUUGCAACAAGCCCAGCAAGCUUCUGAUCAAGAAGUGCAGCCCGGCAAAAGGUUAAGAAGAGUUGCUUGCUCAUGCCCUAAUUGCAGAGAAGGAGAAGGAAGAAGCAGUAAUGAACCAGGAAAAAAGAAACAGCAUAUUUGCCAUAUUGAAGGCUGUGGAAAAGUAUACGGGAAAACAUCUCAUCUCCGAGCUCACCUUCGCUGGCAUACUGGAGAACGGCCAUUUGUAUGCAAUUGGAUCUUCUGUGGAAAAAGAUUUACAAGGAGUGAUGAAUUGCAAAGACACAGGCGAACCCAUACAGGUGAGAAAAGAUUUGAAUGCCCAGAGUGUUCUAAAAGAUUUAUGCGAAGUGACCAUCUCUCCAAGCAUGUCAAAACCCAUCAGAACAAGAAGGGUGGGGGAACAGCCCUUGCAAUAGUUACCUCAGGUGAAUUGGACUCUUCAGUUACUGAGGUUCUUGGAUCUCCAAGGAUUGUCACGGUUGCAGCCAUUUCUCAAGAUUCAAACCCAGCAACCCCUAAUGUUUCGACAAACAUGGAGGAAUUCUGAAGAAAGAUUAUACAAAUGCCUAGAGCUGCACUUAAGUUUACAUACCUUUCAAGAUACGGAAGUGGGCUGGUAAAAGUGUAUUACAGAGCAGGAAAUCAUGUAUUCAGUCUUGAUUUCUGUAAGUAUUCCAAGUUGGAGGAUUAGCACAGGAAGUGUACAUUGUACAACAAGACAACAUUUUCAAAAAUGAAAACUGAGCCAGUUGACAAAGAUAUAAAUUAUGGAUAAAGCAGAUGAGGAAAAUAUUGCUUCCACACUGUACUAAUUUAUGUAGUUCUAUAUCAUGCAAUGGAAUUUUAAUUGGAUUUUUUCUUCUCUUUUAACAUUAUGUAAAAGUUUGUUGUAGCAACAAACGAUACGAAUAUGCAACAGGAUGGCUGUUGGUUAGGUUUUUUUUUCUCAUGGAAGUCUCUAUUUUCAUGGGAAUUCUCUUUGUCCAAAAGGCACAAUAAAAUGCAUAAUAGUCUAGUGAAGAUGUGAAAAACUUUUCUUUCUUUUCAGGUUGUGAAACAUACUGAAUUUGGCCAUCUUUGCUCAUUUUUAAAACUAGUUCAGAUGGCAGCAUGUUAAGUGGGUCUGAGGUGCAUCUCAGAUAAUUUUGGCCACUACAUUAUAGUAGUGUGUAUAAUGACAAUCAGUAAACACAGAUCAUUCUCUUUCUAGGAGAAGUAAGAGAUCUAUAGAGCGAGUGUAUACUGUAGCAAAUAUUGAAUCUUAGAAAUAUAUUGACAUAAGAUUUUAAUUAACUUCUAUGUAAAAUGAAAUAUUGCAACAAAUAUGAAAAGUCCUAUACUUUACUCAUCCCAUUUCAAGACAUAGGUUAUCUGUUGCUAAACCUUGGUUAAUUUCAUUUGCAAAGCUUAUAAUUUAAAUAUUUCAAUUUUAUUAGAAUACUUGGAAAUGGUAGGAAGUAGAAUGUUGCAGAACUUACCUACCACUGUCAACCUUGUCAAUAUCAAAUAUUGUGGUCAAUGUACUGAAUUCUUUAGACUUUGACAUAACAGCCAAAGAAAAGGAUGAAUAACUUCAACCAAAAGUGUAACUGUAAAUUAAUAUAUUACCUACCCUUCCUUUUGAAAAAUAAUGGCCGGAAUCCAAAGAGCUACUUUUGGCUUUCCGUAGGGUUUCAGCACACUCAGUAGGAUUUUUUUCCUCUUGUUUCUCUUUGAACAGCCCAUGUGCCAUAUAACAAAUUCCUUUUGAAAGUCCCCUUAGUGUCAAAAAUGGUAUGCUAUGUACUAUAGGGGGCUGCUAUUUGAGAAACUCAAGCCAAGUCCCUUUGGAUGUGUGGACCUAGCUGCAAGGGAUUUUGGAUCCUGGUAAAAUCUAACAUUUCCUCCCCUCUGUAUUUAAAUAGGCCAGAAACGUAUAAUUUUAAAGAAUGUUUAUUCAAUCAGUAAUUUUGAUUUUGCAGAAACAAGGCCUAUUAGAAAAAUAUAGUGUGUGUUUUUACCUUGACAUAAGAACAUAAGUGAUUAUGUUCUCAAUACAUGUUUCAUUAAUACAGCACAUUUUUAAAAAGUAAAAGAACACCAGUUUAUUUUAUGUCAGAUCUAGCUGUUGUUAGUGGCAACUAAGUUAUCCUUCAGAACUUCUGGCACUCAAUAGGAUUGUAUGGAUAGGGAUGCACAUGCAUAUCAGCUAGUCCUGUGAAAGGCUUUUUCUGAAUCCAGUUCUCACUAGAUAGAGGCAUCAGUGUAAAUUUAGUACACAGUAGAAAUAUGGCCAAAUAUACUUUGUAUUUUUAAACAUUUCCCAUUGGCAUAAAUAUUUUACAAAUCUUACAAGUUGAAAGGUAUUUCAUGACUGCCUGUUUUUUACAUUUUUUACACCAAAAUAUUUUGGUGAUUUAACUUAAAAGUUCAGUGCAGGAAGUUAACUCUUUUCCUUUUAAAAAGUUAUAAUUUCUUUCGGGAGCUGUUUGAGAUGAAACAAAUACUUUUAUAUCCUUAUACAUUUUGUGACAUUGCAUUGAUUUUUAAAGACAAGGAGCUACAGAUAGUUGUUUGUACUGUGUACACUUUAGGGAUGCCCUGUGUAGUGAAAUGUGUAGCUGAAAGGCUUUCAUACUUUCAGCUUACAUACAUAGCAAAGAAAACAAUUUUACACUGUAGUUAAUGAAUUUAAAGUUUCUUAAACCUUUUGUAGACAUUUAACAUUCUAAAUUUUAUUUGGGUUUUUGUAUAUUUUAGUUAAAACAUUUUCAACUGAUAUAUCUGGCUUUAACUCAUCAGAAUCAAUUAGAUGAUAUGUUUAAUACCGAUGGCCAUUAGGUAAUACUAAUUAUUUUCUGUUGCAAAUGAACUGCAACAUCAAAUAUAUAUUUUAUCAUUAUGCUUCACAAUCAGUGCUCUAAAAACGUAGUUAAGCAAAUAAAAUCUCCUAAUAGGAUCAUGUUAACUUAGAAGUAAAGAUUUUUUGUAAACUGAAGGUAAGAGUACUCUGCACAGCUGUUAAAUAUUCUUUUUUGCACACAUGUGUGCAGAUGUGAAAUGGAAAUUAUUUUAAAUCUGCAGCAAAAUCCCUAUUACAAGUGUAUCAAAAUCUGGUUGGUAUCACAAUCUAAUGUAGAUUAAACUGUGUAAGCAGGUGCACUUACUCCUGGAAUUAAAAACAUUUUGAUAGUCUGUUCUGCAUACUAUUCUGAGUCCACUUUUCAGUCUUAGAAGGAUCGUAAAUUUCAGUGUCCUUUAUUUGACUCAGUGGGAUAUAACUGUUGUAUGUAAUGGGGCACAGAUGUGCAGUAGUAGCUUGUUCAAUGGCAUUUCACUGUUCAUUCCCUUUGCUGCCAUUAUAAAUUUUUUGCUUUACUGUACUUAUCAGUGCAAAGUGUAUUUAUCAUGGUAGAACUCCAGUGUUGAAAUAGGGUUUUUUCUUUCUUUCAAUAUACUUUCUUGGAAUAAGGUUGUGUAUGUGUUUCCUGAUUACAUUAGAAAUCGGUGUUAUGUCAUUAUUUAUCACACUGUUUCAUGAGAGAAGUAAUAAAAGUGUGUAAUUUAGGAGAAAAGGUUUUUGUUAAACUUAGGUAAGCAUGAUGUUUGUUGGGUCCUAUUUUUCAAUUUUAUAACUGUUUUAUUGCAACAAUAUUUGUAUUUAAGUCUCCAUUUCUAAUGCCUUGUGAUUUUUUUAUGCAUGUCACUAAAUUGUCAUCCCACAAAAAUUGGUGUCCCGCAUAGGGUGUUAAAUCUACAUAAUGAUUUUGAAACAGAGAAAUAGUUGGUGGUAAAAUUGUAAAUGUUUUGCAGAAAACCUUAUAAAAAGUUUUGUAGUAAUAUUUCACUUGUAAAUUUUUUGUAAUAAAAAGAAAAAAGGAUAAAAAGCAACACCCAUUCUAGAACCUACAAGUUCUGCCAGCAAAGCCUCUAAGGCAUUAAUUUUUACUAUGCUAAUUUGUAUAAAUUUUGUGUGGUUUUUGUGGAUUUGGAACUAAAACUGUGUAGACGUUGUUGCCUGCAAUGACAUUUUGCAAGUAACCUAUUAAAAUUCUCUUGAGUUUAAAUGUA